This is a messenger RNA of Acaulospora morrowiae, 310 nucleotides long. Lineage: Eukaryota; Fungi; Glomeromycota; Glomeromycetes; Diversisporales; Acaulosporaceae. The record is from the annotation of a GenBank genome assembly.
UAACACUUUGAACACUAAAAUAACAGCAAUCAUAAUCAAGAUAAAACAGUUGUAUGCACUGGAAGACAAAACUGUUAAACUUUACAACUUAUCUAUAGCAUGCCAGCAACCAACUAUCCCAUAUCAAUACAACAUUCUAGGAAAGUUGAUGAUGCGGAGAUCAAAUACCGUCACUAGAUUAAGGAUUAAUGACAUUGUCCUAAUCGAUAGGGUCACUUGUGUAGUCACUAACGUCACUGAAAUUGGCCAAAUCAAAAGAAAUAUGAAGUUGAGCAGUCGCACGAAUCUGAAGUCCAGAGAUAUCAUGUGA